GGGGCCCGGGGGGACCCCACAGAGCCAUGAGGCCUUCGGUCACUUGCUUGGCCUCCCCAGGUCUCACUCUUUCUACUCGUGACAUGACUGUUCUUGCAGCUCUGAACUUCCGCGGCUCCACGCUCUCCUGGCGGAGCACCGGGGGAGGGCAGGGGCGUGGAGCCCGUACCCUGUCUGCUUUGGGAGGGUUAAGGGAGAUUUAAGGGAAUGAGCGGGAAGAGCGUGGGGCCAGUGAGAGGCAAAGUGUACAAGCCAGAUCUUUUAGCGCGGGAGGCAUCCACGGCGUGCAUCCCAUCCACGGCGACCUCAUCUAGUUUGGUGAACUUGGGGUUCUUAUCACUCCCAUAUUACAGAGGUGGAAACUGAGGCCCAGAAGGGUGAAGCCAUAGAUUUGGUUUUAGGAAUCUGGGCUGAGCCUGGAUGGGAACCUUGGUUUUCCCGUCGGUAGUCUCCUUGCGUCCCCGUGUCCAUGUGCACAAAUGGGCGGAAUUGAAGAACCUAAAGAAGAAUUCUGAAGAGGAGGCCAGGAGGUUAGAGAGGGAGGAGGGGAGACACACAGGGACUUGGGCUGGGAGACCAGAAAUAACAGGUCUCUGCUUUCUAGACCUCUGCUGUGUGAUUAGGCAAAGCUCCUAGCCUCUCUGGGCCUCAGUUUCCCCAUCUGUGAUACCAGGUGGUUGCAUUCAAUCUUUAAGAUUGAGGGGCCACAGACCAAAUAUGGUCCUCCAGAUACACAAGUAAUCUUGGGUGAUCGCCAUCUGGUGAACAGCAGGGCCCAUGGCGGACACCCAGUACAUCCUGCCCAGUGACAUUGGCGUGUCCAGCCUGGACUGUCGUGAGGCCUUCCGCCUGCUGUCACCCACUGAGCGCCUCUAUGCCCACCACCUGUCUCGGGCCGCCUGGUAUGGAGGUCUGGCUGUUUUGCUGCAGACCUCUCCUGAGGCCCCCUACAUCUAUGCCCUGCUCAGCCGCCUCUUCCGUGCCCAGGACCCUGACCAGCUGCGCCAGCAUGCCCUGGCUGAGGGCCUUACCGAGGAGGAGUAUCAGGCAUUCCUGGUCUACGCCGCCGGCGUCUACUCCAACAUGGGUAACUACAAGUCCUUUGGCGACACCAAGUUUAUUCCCAACUUGCCCAAGGAGAAGCUGGAACGUGUGAUCCUGGGAAGCAAGGCUGCCCAGCAGCAUCCGGAAGAAGUGAGGAGCCUCUGGCAGACCUGCGGGGAGCUCAUGUUCUCUCUGGAGCCCAGGCUUCGACACCUGGGGCUGGGGAAGGAGGGAAUCACCACCUAUUUCUCUGGGGAUUGUACCAUGGAAGAUGCCAAACUAGCCCAAGACUUUCUGGACUCACAGAACCUCAGUGCCUACAACACACGGCUCUUCAAGGAGGUUGGCCAGGAUGGGAAGCCCCACUACGAGGUGCGACUGGCCUCCGUGUUGCGCACAGAGCCUGCUUUGGACCAGGAAGUGGCUUCCAAGCUGAAGGGCUAUGAAUUCCGGGGGAGUCAUUUCCAGGUGACCCGGGGGGACUAUGCACCCAUCCUCCAGAAGGUAGUGGAGCACCUGGAGAAAGCCAAGGCCUACGCGGCCAACAGCCACCAGGAGCAGAUGCUGGCCCAGUACAUGGAAAGCUUCACUCAGGGCUCCAUCGAGGCCCACAAGAGGGGCUCACGCUCCUGGAUCCAGGACAAAGGCCCCAUCGUGGAGAGCUACAUCGGGUUCAUCGAGAGCUACCGAGACCCCUUUGGUUCCCGUGGAGAAUUUGAAGGCUUUGUGGCCAUGGUGAACAAGGCCAUGAGUGCCAAGUUUGAGUGUCUGGUGGCAAGUGCGGAGCAGUUGCUGAAGGAGCUGCCCUGGCCCCCAGCCUUCGAGAAGGACAAGUUCCUCACCCCUGACUUCACCUCCCUGGAUGUCCUCACCUUUGCUGGCUCCGGCAUCCCUGCUGGCAUCAACAUCCCCAACUAUGACGACCUGAGGCAGACUGAAGGCUUUAAGAACGUGUCGCUGGGGAAUGUGCUGGCCGUGGCCUACGCCACGAAGCGGGAGAAGCUCACCUUCCUAGAGGAGGAUGACAAGGACCUGUACAUCCGCUGGAAGGGGCCUUCCUUUGACGUGCAGGUGGGGCUGCACGAGCUGCUGGGCCAUGGCAGUGGCAAACUCUUUGUCCAGGAUGAGAAAGGAGCCUUCAACUUUGACCAGGAGGCGGUGAUCAACCCAGAGACCGGGGAGCAGAUUCAGAGCUGGUACCGGAGCGGGGAGACCUGGGACAGCAAGUUCAGCACCAUCGCCUCCAGCUACGAAGAGUGCCGGGCGGAGAGCGUGGGCCUCUACCUCUGCCUCAAUCCCCACGUGCUGGAGAUCUUUGGCUUCAAGGGGGCUGAUGCGGAAGAUGUGAUCUACGUGAACUGGCUCAAUAUGGUUCGGGCCGGGCUCCUGGCUCUGGAGUUCUACACCCCCGAGGCCUCCAACUGGAGACAGGCCCACAUGCAGGCCCGGUUUGUGAUCCUGAGGGUCUUGCUGGAGGCUGGCGAGGGACUCGUUACCGUCACCCCCACCACAGGAUCCGACGGGCGCCCCGAUGCCCGGGUCCGCCUUGACCGCAGCAAAAUCCGGUCUGUGGGCAAGCCCGCGCUGGAGCGCUUCCUGCGGAGGCUUCAGGUGCUAAAGUCCACGGGGGACGUGGUUGGAGGCCGGGCCCUAUAUGAGGGGUAUGCGGCCGUCACCGAUGCGCCCCCCGAGUGCUUCCUCACCCUCAGGGACACGGUGCUGCUCCGCAAGGAAUCUCGGAAGCUCAUCGUCCAACCCAACACCCGCCUGGAAGGCUCGGAAGUGCAGCUUCUGGAGUACGAAGCCUCGGCUGCUGGCCUCAUCCGAUCCUUCUCCGAUCGCUUCCUCGAGGAUGGGCCUGAGCUGGAGAAGGUCCUCACCCAGUUGGCCACAGCUGAUGCCCGCUACUGGAAGGGCUCCAGCGAGGCCCCAUCAGGCCAGGCCUGAGGAGGAUUUGUGGGUCCCUCCUCUCACGCCAUCAAACCAAGACUGCAGUGGCCCCCUUGAAGCGGGUGUGAGGGGUGAGGGAAGGGGCAGGGGCUGGAACCUUGGUGCUACCUCAGCCGAGGGUGGUGUCACUAAUCUUCCAUCUGUCAGCACUUUGCAGUUCACCAAGUGCUUCCCCUGUGUUCCCUCACUCGUGCUGGGCGGCCCUCUGUGACGUGAGCCAGACGGGGCUCCUGCAACCAAUUUCCCAACAAGGCAACGAAAGUUCUGAGAAGGGACCUGUCUAGAUCCACAGAACUCGAAACGGUUUCUCCCAAUCCAGCACUGUUCUGUAUUACUUUUAUAACCAGAAAAAUAAAUAUUACAACCAUCGCCAGC
Molecule: messenger RNA, 3369 nt
Organism: Talpa occidentalis (Iberian mole)
Lineage: Eukaryota; Metazoa; Chordata; Mammalia; Eulipotyphla; Talpidae
Gene: DPP3
Product: dipeptidyl peptidase 3
Exons: 18
Coding region: 778-2991 (737 amino acids)
Biological process (GO): proteolysis
Cellular component (GO): cytoplasm
Molecular function (GO): metalloexopeptidase activity; dipeptidyl-peptidase activity
Source: RefSeq, a predicted model, not a curated record